Musa acuminata subsp. malaccensis (wild Malaysian banana) is the source of this 1706-nucleotide messenger RNA. Its product is annotated as probable carboxylesterase 11. The record is from RefSeq and is a predicted model, not a curated record. Gene Ontology annotation, molecular function: hydrolase activity. Lineage: Eukaryota; Viridiplantae; Streptophyta; Magnoliopsida; Zingiberales; Musaceae.
UCGCAGCAAGUCCUUUUCCUUCUUCCUGUAGAUGUUGAGGCAAACAUCUCACGGUUGCCAACCCCCAAAUCACCCACCGACACACAUCCGGAAAGGAUCGCCUCACAGCAGAUCUCUGCGAUAAGAGAGAGAGAGAGAGAGACAGAGACAGAGAGAGAUGCCGAGCGUGGCGGUGAAGCUCUACAGCGUGUUCUUCAAGCUCCUCCUGAAGCACAAGCUGCAGCAGCGCCUGCAGAUGGAGGACGCGGCGAGCCCCUUUGGCGUCACCUCCCGCCCGGAGGAGUCCACCGCCCCGGCCAACCCCUCCUUCGGCCCCGACGGGGUCGCCACCAAGGACAUUCACAUCGACCCCCUCACCGCCCUCUCCAUCCGCAUCUUCCUCCCGGACCCCGCCCUCGACCGCGUUGGCACCAAGCCACGCCAAGCCCCUGAUCAGGACCGCCGCAACAGUUACGGCGGCGCCUGUGCCACCCCCCCGCCCGACCAUACCCGCCGCAGCAGCUAUGACGGCCCCGGAUCCCAGAACGGCAAUGGAGCCGCUGCGGCUGAGACUGCCGCCACGGGGACCUACAGGGGAUACCUGCCCUCUGUCGUGGAUGCGCGUCAUCGGACUGGCAGAUCGAAGAAGUUGCCCAUCGUCGUCCAGUUUCAUGGAGGCGGGUUCAUUGCCGGGAGCAAUACUUCGACCGCGAAUGAUUUCUUCUGCAGACGGAUCGCUAAGUUGUGCGAUGCCGUAGUGAUUUCGGUUGGGUAUAGGCUGGCGCCAGAGAGUCGGUAUCCUGCUGCAUUUGAGGAUGGGUUGAAGGUGCUGUAUUGGUUGGGGAAGCAGGCAAAAUUAGUGGAAUGUAGGAUGUCGAUGGGGACUGCCAGGGGAUUAGGGGUUGGAGAGGUGAGGAGAUCCCAGAUCGUUGAUACAUUUGGGGCUUCCACUGUGGAACCAUGGCUAGCAGCUCAUGGUGAUCCUUCCAGAUGUGUUCUACUUGGUGUAAGCUGUGGAGCUAAUAUUGCAGAUCAUGUGGCUCGUAAAGUAGUUGAUGCAGGAAAACUCGCCGAGCCAGUUAGGGUUGUUGCUCAAGUUCUAAUGUGUCCCUUCUUCAUUGGAUGCGUCUCCACCCGUUCUGAGAUAAAGCUAGCAAAUUCUUACUUCUAUGACAAAUCUUCGUGUGUGCUUGCUUGGAAGUUGUUCUUACCAGAGGAUGAGUUUAGUUUAGACCAUCCAGCUGCAAAUCCUCUCGUUCCAGGUAGGGGACCUCCAUUGAAAUGUAUGCCUCCGACCCUCACAGUGGUUGCAGAGCAUGAUUGGAUGAGGGACCGUGCAAUUGCAUAUUCCGAGGAGCUUCGCAAGGUAAAUGUUGACGCACCAGUCCUUGAAUACAAAGAUGCAGUUCAUGAAUUUGCCACGCUCGACAUGCUCCUCAAAACUCCACAGGCGCAGGCCUGCACGGAGGACAUUGCAAUAUGGGUGAAGAAGUAUAUAUCGAUCCGUGGACAUGAAUUCUCAUAUUAGAUGCCACAAUUUUGUGACUUAGAUAUCAGGGAAGGGCAUUGCUGCAAUUUUCUUUGCAGGGGCUGUACGUUUGUUUAGCUGCAUCUGGUUGGCACGGUUGAUGUGGUCAAUUCUUUUAUGAUCUUCAUUCUUAUAUGGUGUAAGAUGUGAAGAACAGGCUCAUUAAAUGUAAUGCUGUUUCCCUCUGUUCCCAUUAUCA